Messenger RNA from Rhododendron vialii, 1409 nucleotides. RefSeq names its product protein ANTAGONIST OF LIKE HETEROCHROMATIN PROTEIN 1-like. Lineage: Eukaryota; Viridiplantae; Streptophyta; Magnoliopsida; Ericales; Ericaceae. The transcript is spliced from 3 exons. The coding region runs from base 1 to 1209 and encodes 402 amino acids. The record is from RefSeq and is a predicted model, not a curated record.
AUGUCAUCAAGUGGAAUUCCGCCUUACCAACUCGAGGACGAUUUUAGUGAUGAUGAUGACUUGAUGGAACUUGAAACACUCGCUAUGAUGGAACGAGAUGGGAAACAAAAAAUUCCACAAAGAACAUGUCCUUUAUCAGGACAACAAUAUACCACGUUUCUUUUGAACUCCCAUCCACAAAACAUAAAGGAUAUUUUACGUGUCGACAAACAUACGUUUAGAGCAUUGGCGGUCGAGCUAGUUCGACGAGAACUACUUAAUUGGGAUCAUAAGAACCUCUCAGUCGAGGAGUCUUUGGCUAUGUUCUUGUACAUUUGUGGACAAAAUGCACGGGAUAGAGUUGUUGCUGACCGCUUCCAGCGUUCUUUGGAUACUAUAAGCAAGCAUUUCAACAUCAUGCGUCGUGCUAUUUGCAAUCUAGCUCCCUUUAUUAUUCGACCACCAAAUCUUCAAGAAACGCCUCCUGAAAUUCUCCAUGAUGGAAGAUACUAUCCAUGGUUCCAAGAUUGUGUUGGCGCAAUAGAUGGAACACACAUAGAUGCUUGGGUACCGGCUUCUAGAGAAUUAGCAUUUCGCGGCAGAAAAUCCACGAAAACACAGAAUGUAAUGGCCGUGUGUUCCUUCGACAUGAAGUUCACAUUUGUGUACCCAGGUUGGGAGGGUAGCGCCCACGAUGGACGUGUUUUCUUUGCGGCAGUAUCGAAUCCGGACUUUCACUUCCCACAUCCACCACUUAAUAAGUACUAUUUGGUCGAUUCUGGAUACACCAAUAUGCCGGGUUAUCUUGCUCCGUACCGAGGACAACGAUAUCACAGGGACCAAUGGGAUGGGGCGAAUACAAUAUUCCGCACACCGUACGAACUAUUCAACUACAAGCACUCGUCCUUGAGAAAUGUAAUUGAGAGAUGCUUUGGGGUUUUGAAAAAGAGGUUUCCAAUAUUAAAGGGUAUGCCUAAUUAUGACAAUGCCCGUCAACCAACAAUUGUUACGGCUUGUUGUGUUAUCCACAACUUUAUCUUAAUGCAUCAUGGGAGAGAUGAAUAUUUUGACGGUUACAAUGAAGAUAUCGAAUGGGAAGGAGAAACUGAUGAAGAGGUUGACGAUGAUGAUGUGGGUGAAGUAGAGCCUUUGAACACAUCUCGUGUGGGUUUGGAAUUGAUGGCGCAAAAACGAGACCAAAUGGCUAUUGAAAUGUGGGAUGCAUAUUGACUUUUAUUGCAUUGUACUAGUUCCGCUGCAUGAAAAUUGGCCACUUAACUUAGCUUUUUGUUAAUGGGUUGUACUACUGGACUAAUUGUAAGUGUUGUUUGCAUUCGGAUUUUCCUUGGAUGUUAGAAGUUGUUGGUUUUGGUAUUCCUGCUGUCAAUGGACAAAUGGGUUUCGUACAUUUAACUGUAAGUGCAAUUUCU